UCAGUCACAGCAGUUGUCACAAGUUUUCUUGUCGUUCGCUCUUUCACUGUCAAAAACACCCAUUUUCAAUCAGAUCCAUAAAACCAAAUACAAAAAAACUUAAUUUGCAAUUUAGUUUCUCUGAAAAUUUAAUUUAUUUCACAUUUAAUGGCUUAUCAAGGUGGUUAUCCAGGAGGCUAUGGUGGAGGCUACAAUCCUCAACAACAGCAACCACCACAGGGCUAUGGCCAGCCUGGGGGUUAUGCUGCUCCACCAGGUGCAUUUCCACCACAAAACGUCGCAAUGCAGCCAGAAGCUCAACGUUGGUUUGCUAUGGUUGACCGAGAUCGUUCUGGAAAGAUCAAUUCUGAAGAACUGAAAGCGGCUCUGGUGAACGGCAAAGGCCAGAACUUCUCUGACAACGCGUGUAAACUCAUGAUAAGUAUGUUUGACAAAGACGCGAGCGGAACAAUUGAUAUGUACGAGUUUGAAAAGCUAUACAAUUACAUCAAUCAGUGGCUCCAGGUCUUCAAGACUUACGAUCGCGACCAAUCCGGGCACAUAGAACGAGAUGAACUUUCUCAAGCCUUUACCCAAAUGGGAUUCCGUUUCUCGGAGGAAUUCAUCACUUUCCUAAUGAAGAAGAGCGACCCUGGCGCACAGAAAGAGAUCUCCGUGGAUCAGUUUAUUGUACUGUGUGUGCAGAUCCAGCGAUUUACCGAGGCCUUCAGAGUCCGUGAUACCCAGCAACAGGGCCAAAUAACUAUUGGCUUCGAAGAUUUCCUGAGUGUGGCCAUCGGAUGCUCGUACUAACACGGCCUAUUUGCUCAGCCGGAUUCCGAACAAAUCUCUUGCACACAGUUAAAUUUCGAAAUAAUCCAAAAAAUGUAUCUGCAAAUUCAUUUUUAGUUGACUUUGCACUUCAUUUCUGUUUACAUUUAUGUUUUAGUUGUUUUUUUUUCUUUCCUUAAUUUUAUGUCUUGUGUUUUUAAUAAUUUAAUGCUAAAUGUAGAUGUAGACCCAUCACAACACAAAUCUCAGAGACAAUUGCAAGCAAUCAACAUUCUGAACAUCAAAGUACAAAACCUUUGCUCAGCUUAGAAUUGUUAUAAAGAUUGGGUAAUUUGUAUUCAUAUAGAUUUAUCAAUAAACUCAACACUAGAACUAGAAUCAGAUACACAAACAAACAACGGUGAGGAACAGUGUAAAUUCCAUUAUUUGUAAUAAAGAAACUAAUAUAAACGAUAUUA
Messenger RNA from Eupeodes corollae, 1229 nucleotides. It is a transcript of the gene Pef, whose product is annotated as peflin. Gene Ontology annotation, biological process: COPII vesicle coat assembly. The coding region runs from base 148 to 792 and encodes 214 amino acids. The transcript has 4 exons. The record is from RefSeq and is a predicted model, not a curated record. NCBI's taxonomy places the organism in Eukaryota, Metazoa, Arthropoda, Insecta, Diptera, Syrphidae. Gene Ontology annotation, molecular function: calcium ion binding.